Messenger RNA from Triticum aestivum (bread wheat), 1475 nucleotides. RefSeq lists its product as uncharacterized. NCBI's taxonomy places the organism in Eukaryota, Viridiplantae, Streptophyta, Magnoliopsida, Poales, Poaceae. The record is from RefSeq and is a predicted model, not a curated record. The coding region runs from base 143 to 919 and encodes 258 amino acids. The transcript has 6 exons.
AAAGAGAGAGAGACAGAGAGAAAAUAAAGGCGUCGUGUCGCCUCCUUCCCCGCGAUUGGAUUCACAUUCACUGCUCCUCCUUCCACGCGCGCGCACCUCGUCUCCCCGUCGCCGCCGCCGCCCUCAAUACCAUGGCGUUCAUAUGUGCUUCCCGAUCUGGAGAGAAGACGAGUCGUGCCCAACCAAACCCAACCCGCAGAUGCAACCGCAUCUCGUUCCCCUCUCCCUCCGACACGGCCGCGCCCAACGGCGGCCUCCCCCCGCCGCUGCCCUCACCCUCUCCCUACAUCCAGCAGUCCCCGCGAUUGGAUUCACAUUCACUGCUCCUCCUUCCCUGCGCGCGCACCUCGUCUCCCCCGCCGCCGCCACCGACGCCGCCCUCAAUACCAUGGCGUUCCCGGGCGCAUUCGUACGUGCUUCCCGAUCUGGAGAGAAGACGAGUCGUGCCCAACCAAACCCAACCCGCAGAUGCAGCCGCAUCUCGUUCCCCUCUCCCUCCGACACGGCCGCGCCCACCGGCAGCCUCUCCCCGCCGCUGCCCUUGCCCUCUCCCUACCCAGGCCCCACAUCCAGCAGACGCGGCCAUGGCGUUCCCGGCAGCCGCGGUGUCUCGCCGUGGAUGGGAAGGAGAUCGGAAUCCUCCAUGGCCGGACGCGCUGAUGGGGAUCUUGCGGAUGCCGGGAAGAACCGCCGCUGCCAUCCAUCCAUGGCCGACACACAGCUCCUCAAGGUGCACGACAGAGCCAGCUGUGUGUGGUGUGCGCGGGGGAUUCUUCUUCCACCCCAGCAAUCUGGUCCAUCCCGUUUCUGUGGCAAAGGAGAUGCUGCCCCUGUGGACCUCCAGAUUGCUCUGGCCACCAACUUAUCUAGUGUUAAAGGGUUGCAAGCGAACCUUUCAGAAAUGAUAUUUAGAUUCUAGAACGGACCGAGGAACCAAGUGAACUUGAUGACUACUAUGUGAUUCCCGAGCCAGGGUUUGAGUAGCUACUGUUCUACCAAGUGAGGAUGAUGUUACGGUCGAUGAUGGCAAGAUCAGCGCCUUGGCAUACGACACCGCGUCGGUCGCUCUUGUUCAAGUGAGCAGUAGUGGGAUUCGUCUUCCAAUCCGGCAAUCUGGUAAAGCCACUGGUAGUGGUUACCUCCCUGCUCUACUCUACUCCACUUUUAUCCCAGCCAUAGCAGCAGUUGGAGCAUGUUAGCCAAUUAAGGCAGCGUGAGCAUGAGGAGAGCGAGCAGGAGAAGGAGAAGGAGGCAGGGCACCUACGGUCGGCUCCUUCUCCAGAACCACGCGGCGGGAAAGGAGGUUAGAGGACUUUUUCUUCUUGGGACGCCGCAUCCAUGGAGCUCCGACCCCAUUGCCACUGCCAUACAUGGAGCUCUGGCCCAUGGCCAACAGCUCAAGGUCUCGCCCCACCUCUCCUCUCUCUCUCUCUCUCUCUCUCUCAUUUCAAAUUGCUAGGAUUGGUGCUUCCCUG